Messenger RNA from Lobosporangium transversale, 765 nucleotides. RefSeq names its product ferritin-like domain-domain-containing protein. Lineage: Eukaryota; Fungi; Mortierellomycota; Mortierellomycetes; Mortierellales; Mortierellaceae. The record is from RefSeq and is a predicted model, not a curated record. The transcript has a single exon. The annotation marks the transcript as partial.
AUAAUGAACACGGCCUUGACUCUUGAGAACCUCCAGGCUGAAUUCUACAAGCAGGGGCUCGCCCGAUUCAAUGAUUCCGCUUUCACUGAUGCUGGGUUUGAUGUCAAGGUCCGCAACCGCCUCGCCCUCAUUAGUGCUGAAGAAAAUGCCCAUGUCUCCUACUUGACUUCCGCCAUUCAGAAACAAAACGGCAAACCUAACCCUCCCUGCACCUACAAAUUUCCAUUGGAGGAUCUGACAAAGUUCCUGGCUACUGCUCAACUGUUGGAGAAUGCUGGCACAUCCGCCUACCUCGGUACUCCGGCUAACUUGUUACAUUUGCCUAGUGAAUUACAAAAUGCCAUUGCUGGUGUCACCACUGCAGAGGCUCGUCAAGCUUCGUACCUCAAUGAGCUUUGGGGUCAGGUUGGUUUUCCCUAUCCAAUUGAUACAGCCCUGAGCCUCAAACAGGCCAUCACAAUCGUCUCUACCUAUAUCGCCGAGUGUCCCUAUGAUAUCGGUAUCAAGCCUUACCCUGCCUUGACAGCUACCGUCCCCGAGAACUCGUACACAGUCACCACUAACUAUGAAGGCAAGGAUUCCCAAAACUCCAACAGUACUUAUUGCCAGUUCUUGUGCGGAAGCAAGUCCGCUGUCUCCCCUCGCAACAACUGCACUCUUCCCGCUGAUGCUGUCGGUUACACUUAUGUCUUCGUUACCAGUGAUGACACCCCUGUUAACGCCACCAGCGACAACGACAAUAUCUUGGCUGGCCCUACCUUGCUG